AAUUGAAUUGUCUCCCGUGAUGCUCUUAGGGGAGGGGGAUGCAUGAGUGACAAAGGAGUGCAGUUAUGACUUGCAGUAAAUCGUCCUUUGGAGAAUAUCCAAGUUGGGAAAGCAAGGAUAUGAACAGUUCUGCAGGUGAGCUUCUCGGGGCGAGUGAAGCCAUAAGGCGUCCAAUCAGGGUUUGGCCACCUGCAGCCCUGCCAAUAUGCCCCUCCACCAGAUUUCUGUAAUCCCAGCCCGGGAGACUGCUAGCAAUGGGAGAAGCUCAAUGGGCAGAAACAAAGAGAAGAACAAGGAAGUCGAGAAUGAAAAGUCCCCAGGGCGAUCUGCAAGUCGAUCAAGUAACAUAUCAAAAGCAAGCAGCCCAACAACAGGGACAGCUCCCAGGAGCCAGUCAAGAUUGUCUGUCUGUCCAUCUACUCAGGACAUCUGCAGAUCUUCCAUCUUGCAUGACAUGUCAGAAGAAUCAUUUGAGCACUGCACCCCUGUCAUGGUGCUGAACCAUGCUAGCAAGGAACCUGGUAAGAAACAAGUAAAACAGAAGCCUAGGAGGAGGAGAAGGGUCUCUCAGAGAUAUGAGCAUUCAGAAGAGCAAGCAAAGGCUAGAAGAAAUGAUUUUCACCUCCAGAUCUCAAGUCCUGGCUGGAGAGAACUUAACACGGAGUCAUCAGAUUCAUCCUCCACAGAUGAGAGUCACUGGACUCAGGCAAAAAGACGAGCUCAGGUGAAAUUCAGGCUGUCCCGAAGAAGGAGAAAUAGUAACAAAUCAUGUGGUAGCUUGGCUGGGUCCUCCACUCCUGACAGACUUGAACUUGUUGAGCUGGGAUGCAAAGGUGAAAAGCACCCAGAGAUGAUGGAAUGUGGGAGUCACUCUUUAGACAUCUGUAGAGGAAAAAUCAUAAGGUACCAAGAAUGCAGUUCUCCCCUACCACAGGGGUCCUUGGAGGAGAAGAGACCCCCAGGGAGCCACUCAGGAAGUAAAGGCAGAUACUGUCGCAGCGAAUCUCACUUGCACACACUUAGGGAAAAAGAAACAAUCACUAAAAGAUUGUCGGAAGCUGAUUCCAAUACUGAAAUCUUGGCAGCUACAGAAGGGAGCAAGUGUGUAGAAGAUGCAGGGCUCCAGGUGAACACCUCUGCCCAGAAGCCUCCUGAUGCCUAUGAUGAUGGGUCUGAUACUUUCGAAGUGUGCAGGAUCUGUCACUGUGAAGGAGAUGAAGAGAGCCCACUCAUCACACCCUGUCGCUGCACAGGAACCUUGCAUUUUGUCCACCAGUCCUGUCUCCACCAGUGGAUCAAGAGCUCAGACACACGAUGCUGUGAGCUCUGCAAGUAUGACUUCAUAAUGGAGACCAAGCUCAAACCCCUUCGGAAGUGGGAGAAACUCCAGAUGACCACAAGUGAAAGAAGGAAGAUUUUCUGCUCUGUCACAUUCCACGUCAUCGCUGUCACCUGUGUGGUGUGGUCUCUGUAUGUGCUGAUCGAUCGGACAGCAGAGGAAAUCAAGCAAGGUAACGACAAUGGUGUGCUGGAAUGGCCAUUUUGGACAAAACUGGUUGUGGUGGCCAUUGGCUUCACGGGUGGUCUCGUCUUCAUGUAUGUACAGUGUAAAGUCUAUGUUCAACUGUGGCGUAGGCUGAAGGCCUACAAUCGUGUGAUCUUUGUGCAGAAUUGUCCAGACACAGCCAACAAACUGGAGAAGAACUUCUCAUGUAACGUUAACACAGAAAUCAAGGAUGCUGUGGUUGUUCCUGUGCCACAGGCAGAUUCAAAUUCACCGCCACCUGCAGAGGGUGCCCCACCUGAAGUUAUACCAGUCUGAUGGAACUAGAGGGGAACUUCACAGAAGGAUCUCUGCAGCCCCAGCCACUACACACAGAAAUGUUUCUGCUCUGGUGGCUUCCUUGUCUUCUCCGUUCCCCUACUGACUUGUUUGUCCUGACUUGGAGCAAAAGGAAAUGAGGAGAAAAUAUCAAGUGAGCAGGAUCCCAAGGAGCAGAGCCUGCAGUGGAACAUGGAAAGGCGUCUUAGGGAGUGAGUUCAAAGGAACAGUCGAUACAAGCGAUGCUUCCAGUGAGGAAAGACUGGACGGACAUGUAAUCCUCUUUCACGUAGUGCAGAGGGAAUCCCAGAACAGACUUCAAAUGCAGUGUGUGCUUCUUUGGAGGGCCUUGUCCACUGGAAAUGACAUACAUCUGGUCUUAAGCCCAAAAUUGUGUGCAUCAUCCCUAAGUCACACCAGAGGCAAACCUGGAUGACCUAAGGGGUUUUUUUACACUUUGACAGCUGGUUUUUCUGGCUAUUGUGAAGUCUGGUUAUUUUGACAGAUGCAUGUUUUUAAAUGGAUGCAAUACACAUUUGAAGAUAGAAGUGUUUGGAAUUUUGCUAAAAUUUAAAUCAUGAAGAAAAGAUUGUCAGAGCAUUGUUUAGCUAGCUAGCAUUUUUUUUUUUUUCAAGCAACUAUCAUGCUGUGUUUUUUAUCUGGUCCCUCUUACAGUGCUCAAUGGUAGACACUUCACAUGAGUUGCAAAUGCAGAUGUAAAAUUUAAAUUUCCUAGUGUGCCCCAUUAGGAAAAGUAAAAGUAGGUCAAUUAAUUUUUAUAAUUUAUUCAACAUUAUAUAUACAAGUUAUUUCAUGUAAUCAUUGGAAACAAUUAUUAAAAUGGCUUUCAUCUUCUUGGACCAAGUCUUCAAAAUCCAGCAUGCAUUUAUGACACACUUCCAUCUGAACAUAUUGUGUUGGGCAGGAUCUAAUAUGGAUAAUGGACAGCAGAGCCCUUUCAUUAAAAGCUACACCUGCCUCACUUAACAGUUGAAUAUUUCAGAAUGGCAGUUUAAUCUGCUAUUUUGUUUUGCAGAUUGACUUAGAAAGCACCAAACUCAUCAAAUUAAGUAUUCCAGCUUAAAUCCAAUGAAGGCACUACUUUUCAAAGGGGUGAAAAGACAAAGGUAUAGGGAGUCAGUACCAUCUGUAGCAAUGUAAUGAAAUUCCGUGUAAUAUGUUUAAAGUAAUUGUGACAGGACAAAAAAAUUAAAAGUUUUGUUUUUAAACCCAUACGGAGUGUCAGUUUGACAGGUGAGCAUCUUAACUAAGGUUCAUAGCUGACAGUGUCCCCUUGCUCAGCUCAGAAGUAAAACUAUCCCAGAUUCUUUGGUGAGUGAUGAGCUGGUUGUCGGUUCAACAGUUGAGCAUUGUGCUCUAUACAGUCACACAAACUGAUGACACUGCAGUGAGCUAGGUAAAUAAUGACAUAGUUACCCGUCAAAGAAAGAGACCAUAUAAAUUUUUAAAAAGUGACUUGUUUUUUUGGUUAGCUGUCAUUAUUUAUUAUCCUGAAAAGACAGAGAUGGCCAUAAAAACCAAAGCAUGGGCAUCAUGUUGUACAAAUCUGGGUACCACAUCCACGUAUUUAGUACUUUGUAAUUAUCAGUGUGUUUGAUCUUCAUUGAUUCUCAAAGGAAAAGAAAAAAAAAAAAAAGAUCUUUCAAUGAGAACUGAGUAUGCUAUUUGUAGUGAUUGACACUGGGUCCAAAUAGUUCUAGCCUUAGAAAUAAAGACAUGGUAAACAAUGUCAAGGGUGUGUGUGUGUGUGUGUGUGUGUGUGUGCGCACGCGCGUGUGUGUGACAGAGAGAGGCACAGAUACAAAGAGAUGUAUAUUCAUGUAUGUAUACAAGAGUAAUGUUAAAAAGUAUUCAGUCAGGAAACAAAAGCUUAAAAACUCAUCUUUCUUAAAACUUAUGGGAGGCAAAGAUUAAAUAUGCAGGGACAAUACAAGGGACAUAACUAAAGUGGACCAGACCUCCAGAACAAGUAAGAGUUCCCAUGGCAUAAAAAAGACCUAACCCUUAAACUUUGAAUUAAGUUUCUAAAUAGUUUCCAUUUUAAAGAUUUAAAGAUAAAUAUGAACAAAGGGUGGAUGUGUUGAUCAUGACUUCACACAAGGGUUAGCCCUCCUUCAGGUUUUUUCCCCUAGCUCUUACCAAUGUGUUUCAGUAGGUACACAAUUGCAAUCCCAGCAUUUAGAAGGCUUAGGCUAUCCUCUGCUACAGUGUGUCCCAAAUAGACCAGUCUAGGCUACAUGAGACCUUUUCCAAAAACAAAACGAAACUGACAACAAGGUUUAAAACUAAAUGAAUAAAGUCAAUAUUGAACCCAUCUUUGCACACUUGUGUAGUAACGGAGCUUUCACUUACUAACAAUGAAAAGAUUUGGCUUUGGUGACCACACUUAACAGCUCAAGGAGAAAAACUGCUUUACCUAAUGUCAUUAUCUUGAGGCAUGUUUACCUGCGUGCGCAUGCACACGCGUGCACAAUUGCACACACACGCAAAGUGAAACUGAAACAAAACAUGGAGUUGUUGAGUUUACAAAUUGUUGAAACUGUUGAAACAGAUUUUCAUAAACACAAAGUGAAGCUGCACUAUUAGAAAAGGCAUAAACCAGACGCUGAAAACGCUUUCUAUCAAGACUUGGCAUUUCCAUUAGGUAUAAUUAAAUAUUCAAUUGAAAAGGAAUGAAAUUAAAACAUUUAAAAGUGAAGCCCAGGGUUAGACUCUUUCUGCUCUCUUAGAUGGUCCUGGUUGAGUUCCUGGUACCAACAUGACAGUUCACAACCAUCGGUACCUCCAGCUCCAGGGAAUCCAACACCUUCUGGCCUCUGAGGGUCCCCACACACAUACAUGGACAAAUAUAUACAUUAGAAAAAAAGAAUAAAUCUUUAAAAAGUGAAGCCCUGACCCCAAGCAGGUUGGCUUAAGUAUAAAACAACAACCAAACCCUACAAAACUAAAAGAAAAACACCUAAGAGUUCCAAUAACCCAGGAUCCUGCAAUGCACACUGAGUCCUUCUCACAAUGUCCCAGGAUCAAAAUCUCACCCAGAACUACUCCUAUAGGUAUUGGUACCCAAAGAACCCCCAAACUUAUUUUUCUUUUAUGAGAAGGACCAUGGGUAUCCUUCAGACAUUUAUUCUUCUGUUGAAAAGUGAUGUCAUUAACACCGUGACAUCAUUAUGAGAGAUCACAAUGGAGGGAGGUGGAAUAGGUCAUUUAUUCCAUCUGUCAGAUAAAAUUUAUCUUACCUUGCCAAUGGAUAUUUUGGAGCAAAUAUUAAAUGGAGAACCUAAACUUUCCUAUUGUAAUGGUUAUAAAAUUGUGUACUUCCAUCAGUGGUUCAAUGGUGCUAUUUCCCACGACACAACUGAAAGGAAGUGCUGCUAUUUGGGGCAAAAGCACUUUUCCCACACUCGAAGAAAGCCCAUGUUGAAAUUGAAGGCAAUGUUCAAAGGAGAAAAUAUUAUUUUAAACUGUGUGCAAUUUUUGAGAUUGGGCAUUUGUACUUUUUCAGUUUUAAUUGUCUUUCAUUAACAAUUUACUGUUUGUGAGUAACAUAUGCUUAAGACAAACUAAGGAAACUAAUUAUCUGUGAAAGACUUUGUAUAUUAAACAAAUGCUCCAAA
Molecule: messenger RNA, 5460 nt
Organism: Phodopus roborovskii (desert hamster)
Lineage: Eukaryota; Metazoa; Chordata; Mammalia; Rodentia; Cricetidae
Gene: Marchf1
Product: membrane associated ring-CH-type finger 1
Exons: 8
Coding region: 206-1822 (538 amino acids)
Biological process (GO): antigen processing and presentation of peptide antigen via MHC class II; immune response; protein polyubiquitination
Cellular component (GO): late endosome membrane; cytoplasm; lysosome
Molecular function (GO): MHC protein binding; zinc ion binding; ubiquitin protein ligase activity
Source: RefSeq, a predicted model, not a curated record